Molossus molossus (Pallas's mastiff bat) is the source of this 1646-nucleotide messenger RNA. It is a transcript of the gene BPNT2, whose product is annotated as 3'(2'), 5'-bisphosphate nucleotidase 2. The transcript is spliced from 5 exons. Lineage: Eukaryota; Metazoa; Chordata; Mammalia; Chiroptera; Molossidae. Gene Ontology annotation, molecular function: 3'-nucleotidase activity. The record is from RefSeq and is a predicted model, not a curated record. Gene Ontology annotation, cellular component: endomembrane system. Gene Ontology annotation, biological process: phosphatidylinositol phosphate biosynthetic process; skeletal system development. Bases 268 to 1347 code for a protein of 359 amino acids.
CACCUCCAGCCAGUUGGGUAACGUGGAUGUGAGACCGCUGGCGGGCUGUGGAGCCGGGGCUGCGCCUUCCGGGGAGUUGGCACGCGGGACGGUGAAGGUGCGCUUCGCGGCGCGGCGCGGCCUUUCCUGGAAGGAGCGAUGGGGCGCGCGGGCGCCGGGGAGCGGACGCCGGUGUAGUAGGCGCGGUGCCUGGCUCGGGAGAGCGGCGGCGGCGUGCGCGGGGAGGCCUGUGAAGGCCGCCGCCCGGAGCGCCCGGCCUCUGGCGCCAUGGCCCCCAUGGGCAUCCGCCUGUCCCCGCUGGGGGUGGCCGUGUUCUGCCUGCUGGGGCUCGGCGUGCUCUACCACCUCUACUCCGGCUUCCUGGCCGGCCGCUUCAGCCUCUUCGGCCUGGGCAGCGAGCCCGGCGGCGGUCCGGCGGGCCCCGUGGUCGCGGCCGACGGCGGCACCGUGGACCUGCGCGAGAUGCUGGCCGUGUCGGUGCUGGCCGCCGUCCGCGGAGGCGACGAAGUGAGGCGCGUCCGCGAAAGCAAUGUCCUCCACGAGAAGUCCAAGGGGAAGACGCGCGAGGGAGCCGACGACAAGAUGACCAGCGGGGACGUGCUGUCCAACCGCAAGAUGUUCUACCUGCUCAAGACCGCCUUCCCUAACGUGCAGAUAAAUACGGAGGAACAUGUGGAUGCAACCGAUCAGGAGGUUAUCUUAUGGGAUCGUCAAAUUCCUGAGGACAUCCUGAAGGAAAUAGCUACCCCUAAAGAGGUACCAGCAGAAAGUGUUACUGUCUGGAUCGACCCACUUGAUGCUACACAGGAAUAUACGGAGGAUCUUCGAAAGUAUGUCACUACUAUGGUUUGUGUGGCUGUAAAUGGUAAACCUGUUGUAGGAGUAAUACACAAGCCAUUUUCUGAGUAUACAGCUUGGGCAAUGGUAGAUGGUGGGUCAAAUGUGAAAGCCCGCUCUUCCUACAACGAGAAAACCCCAAGGAUCGUUGUGUCUCGCUCCCAUUCAGGAAUGGUCAAACAGGUUGCUCUUCAGACUUUUGGAAACCAAACUACAAUUAUCCCGGCUGGUGGUGCUGGUUAUAAAGUUUUAGCACUCUUGGAUGUGCCUGAUAAGAGUCAAGAAAAAGCUGAUCUAUAUAUUCAUGUGACAUACAUCAAAAAGUGGGAUAUAUGUGCUGGCAAUGCCAUCUUAAAAGCCCUCGGGGGUCAUAUGACUACCCUGAGUGGUGAAGAAAUCAGUUACACCGGUUCUGAUGGCAUUGAGGGAGGGCUCCUGGCUAGCAUCAGAUUGAACCACCAAGCUCUGGUCAGAAAACUCCCAGAUCUGGAGAAGACAGGACAUAAAUAAGCGAAGUUAAUUACAGAUCACAGCUCUUCCAGAGCUAUGGUCAGCAUGAAAUGCUGGAGGCUUCAAGUGAUCGGUGGAGACUGCACGGUUAAGGCCAUCCUGAACUUUUUAAAGUAUUUAUGAAGCAUCAGAGACUUACCUUCCUUGUAAUAGGAUGCAAGAUCAGGGAAGAUGGGUUGCUUCGUGUCUCAAGUAUUGUCUUUAUUUUUGAGACUAUUUUUGAACAGCUGUCAUACACAAGGCGUGCAUAUGUGUGUGUGUGAGAGAGUGUAUGUGUGAAUUAAAAUCUAUAGCUGAGU